Molecule: messenger RNA, 2982 nt
Organism: Hemibagrus wyckioides
Lineage: Eukaryota; Metazoa; Chordata; Actinopteri; Siluriformes; Bagridae
Gene: nt5c1bb
Product: 5'-nucleotidase, cytosolic IB b
Exons: 6
Coding region: 29-1111 (360 amino acids)
Biological process (GO): adenosine metabolic process; nucleotide metabolic process
Cellular component (GO): cytoplasm; cytosol
Molecular function (GO): 5'-nucleotidase activity; nucleotide binding; magnesium ion binding
Source: RefSeq, a predicted model, not a curated record
UGUUCUCAGCCGGACAGUAAACAGUAAAAUGAGUAAAAGUGAAGAGAAAUCGCCGGUAAAGAGCGGAGAUGCAGCGGAACAGGACUGGGAAGCGGCCAAAACCUUCUUCAACAACCUGAAGAGUAAAAAACCCAGACCUCCCAAGCCGAACACUGCGAUCACGAUUGCCGUUUCAUCUCGCACUCUCUUCAACAUGGUGGAGGAGAGGAAGAUCUAUGAGGAGAAAGGACUGGAGCACUACGUGAACUACAACGAACAACAUGAGAACCAACCACUUAAACCUGGAGCAGCCUUCCCCUUUGUCAAGGCGCUGAUGACGGUGAAUGCUCGCCUGAGGGAGCUGUACCCUGACAGUGAGGAGCUGUUUGAUAUCGUAUUAAUGACUAACAACCACGCCCAGGUGGGGGUGCGGCUAAUCAACACCAUCAAUCACUACGACCUGCUGAUUGAGAGGUUUUGUAUGACGGGAGGUCAGAGUCCAGUCGGUUACCUGAAGGCAUACCUGACAAACCUGUACCUGUCUAAAGACUCGGAGAAAGUGAAGGAGGCCAUCGAGGAGGGCAUCGCAGCAGCCACCCUGUUCAGUCCGGAUAAGAAGAUGGAUCUGAGUGAAUCUCAGCUUAGAGUAGCGUUUGAUGGUGACGCAGUACUUUUCUCAGACGAGUCAGAGAUCAUCGUCAAACAGCAAGGACUGGACGAGUUCUUUGAGCAUGAGAAGGCAAAUGUGAACAUACCCCUCGCUCAGGGUCCUCUGAAGUGUUUCCUGGAAGCGUUGGGGAAACUUCAGAGGAAAUUCUACGCUAAGAACGAGCGGAUGAACUGCCCAAUCCGUACCUUCCUAGUGACGGCACGCAGUGCGGCCAGUUCCGGAGCUCGGGUUUUAAAAACUCUGCGCAGCUGGGGUCUGGAGAUCGACGAGGCACUCUUCCUCGCGGGAGCUCCUAAAGGUCCUCUCCUGGAGAAGAUCAAACCACACAUCUUCUUCGAUGAUCAGAUGUUCCACAUCGAGGGAGCCAAGGAGACCGGCACCAUCGCUGCACAUGUGCCUUAUGGGAUUGGACAGAAAUAUCACAAAGGCAAACUGAUCGAGCAGCCGGAAAAACAGAAGUGAGAGGGAGAGGAGGCCGAGCUUCAGGACCUGAAGAGUCUGAUUAAUCUUCAUCACUGGGUUAAAAGGAGCACUUAAAUUUAAUUACUUCAAAAAGUUUACAGUAUGCUAAUUAGGUAUGUGCUGAUACUCAGUUACACUGAAUGGUGAAGGGGUGGUGUUAGGAUGUGGGAGGAGUCAGGGUGAGGAGUGCUAUUUACUCAGAUUUAUCUCCUGGAUAUUAAACAUUACUUACAGAGGAAUUUGGUUUUUUUUGUGUUUUUAUCAGAUGGUAGUGGAGUUAGGGUGAGGGGUGUGGUUAGGAUGGAGGUGGAGUUAGUGUGAGAGGUGUGGUUAGGGUGAGGGUUGUGGUUAGAAUGGAGAUGGGGUUAGGGUGAGGGGUGUGGUUAGAAUGGAGAUGGAGUUAGGGUGAGGGGUGUGGUCAGAAUGGAGAUGGAGUUAGGGUGAGGGGUGUGGUUAGAAUGGAGAUGGAGUUAGGAUGAGGGGUGUGGUCAGAAUGGAGAUGGUGUUAGUUUUUAAAUUCAGACAAUUGAAAGGAACACUUUAGUGUCUGUAAAAUGUAAGAGGUUGUUACCAUGGUAACCAUAUUUAGCUUAAGAGUUAGUUAAAUGAGUUUAAUAAAGUGUUUAAUAUCUCUGCAUGUCUGAAAAUAUUUAAACAGGUUUGUUUUAUUGUAGAGUUCCUCGUGUUGUGGUCUGUAUUAUGGCUGAUGUUCUCAGCUCUGUUUAAGGUGUCAUGGGGGUUUAACAAAGUGGAAUUUUAUGGAAUAGUGUUUACAGUACAGAGGUACAGGGGUAUUUACAGUACAGAGGUACAGGGGUAUUUACAGUACAGAGGUACAGGGGUAUUUACAGUACAGAGGUACAGGGGUAUUUACAGUACAGAGGUACAGGGGUAUUUACAGUACAGAGGCCAGCAGCUGCAGUUUCAAUAGGAAAUAUGUUUACAUGAGAAACCGCUAUCACACAAACCAUUUGGGAACCAUCUGAGAAGAAUUACAGUGGAUAGAGCACUUAAUUUAAAUCAUUUUACUGUUUUUACAAAAUAAUAUUAAUGCUGUUAGAAAAGGUCUUUGUUCUUUAGUGUAGUUUAGUUAUUUAAUCACAAAAAUGUGUUGUGAAGAAAAGAUAAAUCCCACAGUAAUCCCACAAUAAUCCCACAGUAAUCCCACAAUAAUCCCACAAUAAUCCCACAGUAACCCCACAAUAAUCCCACAGUAAUCCCACAAUAAUCCCACAAUAAUCCCAUAGCAAUCCCACAGUAAUCCCAUAGCAAUCCCACAGUAAUCCCACAAUAAUCCCAUAGCAAUCCCACAAUAAUCCCACAGUAAUCCCACAAUAAUCCCAUAGCAAUCCCACAGUAAUCCCACAAUAAUCCCAUAGCAAUCCCACAGUAAUCCCACAAUAAUCCCAUAGCAAUCCCACAGUAAUCCCACAAUAAUCCCACAAUAAUCCCAUAGCAAUCCCACAGUAAUCCCACAAUAAUCCCACAGUAAUCCCACAAUAAUCCCAUAGCAAUCCCACAGUAAUCCCACAAUAAUCCCACAGUAAUCCCACAAUAAUCCCACAAUAAUCCCAUAGCAAUCCCACAGUAAUCCCACAAUAAUCCCAUAGCAAUCCCACAGUAAUCCCACAAUAAUCCCACAGUAAUCCCACAAUAAUCCCAUAGCAAUCCCACAAUAAUCCCACAGUAAUCCCACAAUAAUCCCAUAGCAAUUCCACAGUAAUCCCACAAUAAUCCCAUAGCAAUCCCACAGUAAUCCCACAAUAAUCCCAUAGCAAUCCCACAAUAAUCCCACAGUAAUCCCACAAUAAUCCCAUAGCAAUCCCACAGUAAUCCCACAAUAAUCCCACAGUAAUCCCACAAUAAUCCCA